AAAUGAGGGUCUUCAGACGCGAAGAAUAGCGGUAGGUUAGCACAUGCGGUGCAGUAGAGAGUCAGGAGUUUAGUAGUGUGCGCGUGUUGUUUUUUUUAAUAUCUCUAACGUGAUUACAUCGUUUUGUUGCAAUAAUAUUCUGGUGCAACGAAGCCUUGAGUGUCAUUGAAGAAGCAAAGAUAACGAAGCAAUAGUAGUAAAACAUUAGUUGGUGAAACAAGAGCCUAGAGGCGCGAGAGAAGGACUGUGCCCUCCGUCUCUUGUUCCUCUGACAUACAACGAUUCCGUCCGCGAACGAAUCCGCGAACAGAGAGAGAAACUUUCCAACGAGGAUAGAGACCACACGCGCGCCGGACGUGUUAUUUGCGCACCAACGGUUAUAUAUUCAAUUCAACAGACUAUAUAUAUUAUAUAUAUAUACAUAUAUAUGUAUGUACAUAGAUAUAUAUUUAUAUAUAUUUAUAUCAUCCAACAUACACCAGUGAGAAUUUCUAUCGUGGGCUAAAUAUUACAUUAAAAUAUUUCAAUUAUUUUUUUCUUCUUAAUACUUCACGUUGGUAAAACUUAUCAAAUAUGUGUGAUACCAAUCCAACGACGCAAAGCAUAGCGGACUAUCUGUCACAGUUGCUGAAAGACAGGAAACAGCUUGCUGCUUUUCCUAAUGUCUUUAUUCAUGUUGAACGGCUUUUGGAUGAAGAAAUUGCUAAAGUACGAGCGAGUCUUUUUCAAAUCAGUGGAGUUAAAAAGGAACCAUUGACCCUUCCAGAACCCGAUGGAGAAAUAGUCACACUCACAGAAAAAGUUUAUGUUCCCGUUAAAGAACAUCCUGACUUUAAUUUCGUGGGGAGGAUUUUGGGACCACGAGGAAUGACAGCCAAACAAUUGGAGCAGGAGACAGGAUGCAAAAUAAUGGUCCGAGGAAAAGGUUCAAUGAGAGACAAGAAGAAGGAGGAACAAAAUCGAGGCAAGCCAAACUGGGAACACUUGACAGAUGAGUUGCACGUGCUGUUGACGGUCGAGGACACAGAAAAUCGUGCGACACUCAAACUUGCCCGUGCUGUUGAAGAAGUUAAGAAGCUUCUUGUACCCCAGGCUGAUGGCGAGGAUGAAUUAAAGAAGAGACAGUUGAUGGAGCUAGCAAUCAUCAAUGGAACCUACCGAGAUUCCAACACUAAAGUAGCAGCUGCAGCAGCUUGCGAUGAGGAAUGGAGACGUGUAGCAGCAGCAGCGGCUGAAACUCAACGCCUUCUUCCUGGUCUUGGAACACAAAUAAGGUCACCAAAUGCCCCCUUGGGUGCACCAUUAAUUCUCUCUCCAAGAAUAUCCGUCCCAACGACUGCCGCUUCGCUUCUAAAUGGCUCUGGUCCACCAGGAUCGAUCCUUUCAGCUGGAGAUCCACAUGGUCUUAUUUAUACGCCUUAUGCAGAAUACGCCAACUAUGCAGCAUUGGCAGCAUCUCCACUUCUCACUGAAUACGCUGACCAUUCUGGUGGGUUGUUUGCUCGCUGAUAUUAGGCCACUAGUUCGAGAUUAACUUGUUAAUUAAGUCUUUUUUUUCUGAUUCUCUGCGGCUUUUUUGUUUCUUUUAUUUCAACAUUAUAAAGACAGAAAGCAUACUGCUAUAGUAGAAAAAAGUAAAACAAGAAGCCAAACGAGACGAAGAAGCAGAAGAAAAAUGAUAGAAAGCAAUUAUUUGACAUAGUGCUUUUAAAAAAAUGAUAUUAUUAAAUUUAAUUAUGUCUAUACGUUAGGACGUAGGCAUAGUACGUAGGAUUGAAUGAAAAUAGUUGAAUCAGUCAUUUACUAGUCGCGUCAUAAUUGUUUUUGAGAUUUUAUACAGCCUCGCUCUAUGUGAGUGUUACUAAGUUAAAAACACAAGAUGUUUUAUUAUUAUUAUUUUUUUUCAUAGAUAAUUAUAUUUUUUUUUAAUCUUUUUUUAUUGCACUCUGUACACUAAGUGUUCGCGCGACAGGAUACGGAUUAAUGAAUUUUUAAAGUACCGUGUUUUUGCGAGGAUGUAGAAUAAUACUAGUCCAAAAAAAAAAAAAAAGUUUAUAUUUUGUUCAUUUUUUUACUUCUAAAGUUGCCAUUAAGGCUGCAUUUUAAAGCAGCAAGAUACUUUAAUUUAGGCAAGUAUCUUUUAUAGAUUAUGUUUUAAAUUUAACGUAAAGAUUAUAGAAAGAAAAAUUCGACAGAAAUUUUUAAUAUAUACACACACACACAAAAGUAGGUCUAAACUUUAUUUUAGUAGAUAAUUCGAAGAAGAAGAAGUCGUAUUGAGAACAAUAAAUUCUUUUACUGCAACAAAGUCAGAAGAAAAUAUAUGGAGUAAAGAUUAUUUAUUUAUAAUUGGAAAAAAAGAAUUAAUUACAUAAAAAAAUGAAUGAAUAGAUGAUUUAAUUCGCACUCCAUUUAUUUCUCUUCUUCUUAGAAGUAAUUUUAAUUUCAAUACAGAUGUUGGAAUAGCUCGAAUUAAACGAAGCGCGAAUAGUAUAAAAUAAUAAAUAGUAAAUUGACAAUAUUUCUCUUCUGACACUUAUACACACCCUCUCACAAGAUAGCAAAGUAUUCCGUUAGCCCGUUAAGUAAUCUACACAGGAGCACGCGUCCGCAUACUUACAUCGUAACUGUAAGUACGUUGUUUUAACAUACCAAACGAAAAUAUACUCUAACGGAUCCUCGCACUUAUCCACGAGCGGGGAGUCCAGUCAUAUGGCACAUUCUUGUGCAUUACUCAAUGCAAUAAUCAAAGGCCAUUAAAUUUUUUAGUAGUUAUAAUUAUUUAAUAUACUCUUAUUAUAUAUAUAUAUAUAAAAAAAGAAUUAUUAUAUAUACUAUUAUAUAUUAGAUCACAGAUAUAUUUAUAUUUAUUGAAAAAAAUUCAGUAUAUAGUAGAGAAUACUAGCAUAGUAGCUUUUGCAAAUAUUUCUAGCAUUUUUCAUACAUUGAUUCAUAAAUGAAUUGUUAGAUGUAGAUGAUAUUAAUUAGAUGUAACUGAAAUGAAAUUUUUUAUACUUGCAAAUGUUAGAAAAUUUUUUUUUCGCUUUAAGCACAUUCGUUUUUGAUAUUUUUUUUUGUUGUUAUUUAUUAAUUAUGCGGUGAUGGUUAAUUAGAUAAAUUUUUAGAUAAUUUUUUCGUACAUAAUUUUACUAUUUUUUUUAUUUAUUUAUUUUUUUUAUAACUAUAUUGUUCGUAGAAUUCGAAAUUUUAACACUACAAAGUAAUAUCUAAUUAGAAUCUCAAUUAAGAAUCCCUCGGGCUUUUUUUAAUUUGUUAUAAAAAAAAUUUCGUAAUGAUUUUGGGAAAAAAACCGGACUAACUCGAUUCGUCCGCCUUUUAAUUCGAUGACCCUGUGUUUUUGCUUGUUUUAUUGUUUAACUUCUCUAUUUUAGUAUUUUAAUCACCAAAACAACGUUUUAUAUCAAUAUUACUUCUUUUUAUAUGAAAAUACCGUUUAAAAGUAAUUUACAACAAAUUUAUUGUUUAAAAAGCUUACUUAUUCUGAAGUGAAGAAUCCUAUUUUAAAAUAAAUAACAGUCAUUUUGUUAACGAUCGUCUCUCUCGAAGAUUUCAUUAUUUUAUUGAAUACAAUUUGUGAUAAUUACUUAAAGAGCAUUUAAUCAAUUCAACAAUUGACGUUCAUUUAGAAUGAAUUUAAAUUAUUUUUACUUAUUUAUUUUUUUUCUUUAAUUCAAAAUGAAAUGAAAAUUAUCAGUUAUCAUUACAUAGUUAAUUGUUCGGAAUAAUUUACAAACCCAUCCACGUAAACAAGUUGUUAAAUAAAUGCAAUCGAAAAAGCAGUCAUAACGAUAAGAAUACUUUAGUCGAGAAAUGAUAUCUAUUAUUGGAUUUGAAGUGCGUUUAUUUUUAGUCUAUAUUAUGGACGCAAUUGGCUUCAAUUUUAUCAAAAAAUUACUCACAAAUUGGUUAAAAACAGACUAUUUUUUAAAUCUAUUAUUGUCUUUGUCUUCUAAAAUAUAGGAUAAAAGACUCAAUUCUUUAAACCGGAUAACAAGCGAUCGGUGAUGGAUUAGGUUGUAACAAAAUACCUUAGAGUUUUAGGCAGACAGUUAAGAAGUGUAGGAAAAAUACCCAGGGACCAAGAA
Messenger RNA from Chelonus insularis, 4106 nucleotides. RefSeq names its product protein held out wings (gene how). Gene Ontology annotation, biological process: regulation of mRNA splicing, via spliceosome. Gene Ontology annotation, cellular component: nucleus. The record is from RefSeq and is a predicted model, not a curated record. The coding region runs from base 574 to 1509 and encodes 311 amino acids. Lineage: Eukaryota; Metazoa; Arthropoda; Insecta; Hymenoptera; Braconidae. The transcript has 6 exons. Gene Ontology annotation, molecular function: mRNA binding.